Messenger RNA from Vanessa atalanta (red admiral), 1155 nucleotides. RefSeq names its product LIM homeobox transcription factor 1-beta (gene Lmx1a). Bases 1 to 1155 code for a protein of 384 amino acids. NCBI's taxonomy places the organism in Eukaryota, Metazoa, Arthropoda, Insecta, Lepidoptera, Nymphalidae. The record is from RefSeq and is a predicted model, not a curated record. Gene Ontology annotation, cellular component: nucleus. The transcript has 4 exons. Gene Ontology annotation, molecular function: RNA polymerase II transcription regulatory region sequence-specific DNA binding; DNA-binding transcription factor activity, RNA polymerase II-specific. Gene Ontology annotation, biological process: regulation of transcription by RNA polymerase II; neuron differentiation.
AUGCUCGAGUUUUACACAAAUAUAAAUUCGGGAUUGAUGCAGGAGAGCAUGCAGCCGCCGCUCUCUUGUGCUGGUAGAACAGAGUUGAGCGCGAGCAUCAAGCGGGAGAAGAUCGUCGAGAUAUGUGAAGGAUGCGGCCAGAAGAUCCAGGACCGCUACUUGAUGCGAGUUGGCGAUUUAUCCUGGCACGAACACUGCCUCAGCUGCUGCGUGUGCGGUUGUCCACUAGCCCAUACAUGUUACACAAGAAAUGCCAAACUAUACUGCAAACCUGACUACGAUAGGCUGUUCGGUGUUAAAUGUACGCGGUGUGGCGACAGACUGCUACCCCAGGAGAUGGUUAUGCGGGCACAGCAGUAUGUCUUUCAUAUUCAAUGCUUCGUUUGCGUCAUGUGCUGUCAGCCCCUUCAGAAGGGUGAACAGUACGUUAUAAGAGCAGGCCAAAUUUUCUGUAGGCAAGAUUUUGAGAAGGAGAUGUACCUGAUGCAACAUACGGAAGACGAUAUGAUAAUUGAUGAUUCAGAAAGGCCCCGGGAUGGAAGACGAGGACCAAAGCGUCCUCGAACGAUUCUAACGUCUGCACAACGUAGACAGUUUAAAGCUUCUUUUGAAGUGAGCCCCAAGCCCUGUCGUAAGGUACGAGAAGCUCUUGCCAAAGAUACCGGCUUGAGCGUCCGAGUAGUUCAAGUUUGGUUCCAAAACCAAAGAGCUAAAAUGAAAAAGAUUCAACGCAAAGCAAAACAAGAGGGUGAUAAGAAUGCGGACAAGGAAAAGGAUAAGGAUGAGAAGAGCAUUAAGCAGGAAUCGCCAUCAAGCGAACACGAACAUGGAAAUUAUCUGGGCUUGGAUACGUCGUAUUCGGCAUCAAGUCAACCCCUAAACCCAAAUCUCCCGUACUCCCCUGAUGAUUAUCCAGCACAUUCUGGUGACAGUUUCUGCAGCUCGGACAUAUCACUUGAUGGCAGCAACUUUGAUCAGCUCGACGAAGGUGCCUCCGACACCAUGAGCCUUCAGAAUUUGGAGGUUCCACACCAUCCCCAUCAACACGGAAAUCAUUCAUCUCACGAGCCCCUCAAUUUAGGUACCGGUGCUGUGGUUAAUCCAAUUGAUAAGCUUUAUCUUAUGCAGAACUCUUAUUUUAGUACGGAUCACUGA